Molecule: messenger RNA, 201 nt
Organism: Prunus armeniaca (apricot)
Lineage: Eukaryota; Viridiplantae; Streptophyta; Magnoliopsida; Rosales; Rosaceae
Source: the annotation of a GenBank genome assembly
AUGGCGAUUGGAGCGACAUGCCCAGCAACAAUGGCUCGUGCAAUGGUGGUUGCAAGUUGUGCUGGAGGCUGUCGUCCGAUUAUGCUAGAGCAGGUAUCACGCUCGACUGCUAGAUUGUGGCUUCUUCCCGGCUUAGCUGCUGAGGCCACAUUUGGAAGAAACUGCUGGCGGUUAUCGUCGACUGUGGUUGUCACUUGCUAG